Notothenia coriiceps (black rockcod) is the source of this 2520-nucleotide messenger RNA. Its product is annotated as liprin-alpha-4-like. The coding region runs from base 39 to 944 and encodes 301 amino acids. Gene Ontology annotation, cellular component: presynaptic active zone. The record is from RefSeq and is a predicted model, not a curated record. The transcript has 9 exons. Gene Ontology annotation, molecular function: protein binding. Gene Ontology annotation, biological process: synapse organization. NCBI's taxonomy places the organism in Eukaryota, Metazoa, Chordata, Actinopteri, Perciformes, Nototheniidae.
GACGGUUUGUGUGAAAAUACACACUUGCUUUUGUACGCAUGUGUGUGUUCGGGUGUGUGUUUUCGUCCUCUGAGCAGUCCUCCGGAAAUGUGUGGGUGACUCAUGAAGAGAUGGAGAACCUGGCUUCCUCCACUAAAGCGGACAAUGAGGAGGGCAGCUGGGCACAGGUGAGGUCGCUGACUCUGGCAUAUGGCGACAUGAAUCAUGAGUGGAUAGGGAAUGAAUGGCUGCCCAGCCUCGGCCUCCCUCAGUACCGCUCCUACUUCAUGGAGUGUCUAGUUGACGCACGCAUGCUGGACCACCUGACCAAGAAGGACCUUAGGAGCCACCUCAAGAUGGUGGACAGCUUCCAUAGGGCUAGUCUGCAGUAUGGGAUUAUGUGCUUGAAGAGACUCAAUUAUGACAGGAAAGAACUGGAUCGCCGGAGAGAGGACAGCCAACACGAGAUGAAAGAUGUGUUGGUGUGGACCAAUGAGCAGGUGAUCCAUUGGGUCCUGUCCAUUGGUUUGAGGGAGUAUAACGGCAACCUUUUGGAGAGCGGCAUCCACGGAGCUCUCCUCUCUCUGGACGAGACCUUUGACUACAGCAGCCUCGCACUCAUCCUGCAGAUCCCUAUGCAGAACACACAGGCACGGCAGGUACUGGAGAGGGAGUUCAACAACCUGUUAGCCUUGGGGACCGACCGUCGACUAGAGGAGAGUGGGGAUGACAAGUCUUUUCGACGCUCUCCAUCGUGGCGCAAGAGGUUUCGGGCGCGUGAGGGAGGGGUGGGGAUGGGCAUGAUGGCGGGCUCCAUGGAAACGCUGCCUGCUGGCUUCCACAUGCCGUCGAUGUCCAUGCCGCCCUCUGUGAACUUGAUGACCAAGAAACAGCUCCAGUCUGAAGCUCCACCACCGGCCUCACCGAGACUCGACCCCUCGGCCGUGCGGACCUACUCAUGCUAACUUCUGUCUGCUUACUAACAGGAGCGCUAGUGCUAACAGUGCAUUCUCAUUACCUAUAUGGACACAUGCUUGCGGCCUUUUGAGAGUGAUAUGCCAAAUCUGGAGAGGGAGUCCCGGGUGCCACUGGGGAAGGGUCUUCACCCCUCUUGUCGCCCGGCCUCGCCUCCCAUCUUUCACCUCUCACCUCUCCUUCGGACACGUGCAAUACAGAGGCCAACUCUGACCUUUGAACUCUUGAGAGUGCUCAUUGGCUGCGCUCGCUGCUGUAAAGGAGACUCGUCCCUGUCUCUCCCAGUUUACCCCAGUGCUCCCAGUAGCCUUGUUGUUGUGGUGUUGUGCUCCUGCUCCCCUGGUGUCAGCUGUGGGUUCUUGUCCUGGUUCUAAUCUCUCAACAUGGCCAAGUCCAAACCAAUCUUCCAGUGUCAUCGCCUCAAAGGCAAAACAAAAGUUGGUUAGUGUAAAAAGAAAAUAUAUAAAAGAAAGCUGAUAAGCUAUUGAUUUGGACUUGGGAAUGAUGAAUACUUGUAUAAAUGGCAGAUCCCACUGCACAUUGCCCCUCUACCGGUUAUGCAAGGUAUUACUCAUUUAUCGUCUAUGUACAUAAAAUGGAUGACUUAUGUUUUUUAUAGAAAUAUUAUAUAUAUAUAUUGGAAAUAUAUAUGGAAAAUAAUAUAUAUAAUUGCUGUAUGAAACCCAAUGCCCUGUAUUCGAUAGUGACUGUUCUCUUUCUCUUCCUCUUUCUUUCUCUCCGUGUCGGACCUUUGUGUGUCUUUUGCUGUAAGUGUGUGAAUCGUUAGUGGGAGGGUCUCACUAAAGAGGGGGUGUGUUUCUACAAGGACUCUUCACAGGUUCAUGGGUCCAAUUCCAGACUUUUCUCUCUUUGCCUCUUCUUCUCCUGUUCUUUCCUUUUCCCUCCUCCUCCUCCUCUUUUGACACUAUGUAGCUGUUACCUCUCCUCUUUUCGCCUCUCUCGCCUUCAGUAUGACACUAUGUAGCCUAGAAUAGAGAGAAUCCUUUAAUAUGAAGAGUGUGUGUGUAUGUGUGAGUGGGCAAAUAAGUCUCUCUAUCGGAGACUUUAAGAGAAAUUGUGUGUGAAAGGCCGACCCCAGCCAUGUGACCAUGACUUUUCUCUGUGGAUGGGUAGUGUGAACACUGUAGCUCCUCUCUGUUGGUUCCUUACUUUCUCUCAAAUCAAACUGUAAACUGCUGCUCAACAUCAGCCAAUGACAAACACGUAAAACUGCUCAACGUGACGGACUCCUCUAAUCCCGUCCCGUCACCUCCCCAUUUAGUUGCCAUGGAGACGUGCCAGUGAGCAGUCAGUACUCUCGGCUGACCAACUCCUCAUCCAAUGAGAACACAGCAUAUGAACCAGUGAACAGCUGGAUGGGUGUACAAUCUUUUAUUUAUUUUUAUUUUAGAGUUUUUUCAAGGUGUCUAAAAGGUGUAAUGUGCUAUGUGGCAGCUAUGAGUACUGUGUCUUUAUUCCAGGUGUGAAACAAUGCUGACAAAUCAAGAUUUUAUUAUUUGGCUAUUUAAAAAAGUGAACUGUAUUUAUGACACUAUAUAGACAUAA